Molecule: messenger RNA, 1777 nt
Organism: Selaginella moellendorffii
Lineage: Eukaryota; Viridiplantae; Streptophyta; Lycopodiopsida; Selaginellales; Selaginellaceae
Product: mannan endo-1,4-beta-mannosidase 5
Exons: 5
Coding region: 231-1535 (434 amino acids)
Molecular function (GO): hydrolase activity, hydrolyzing O-glycosyl compounds
Source: RefSeq, a predicted model, not a curated record
UACGCUCUUCAUUGCUGAUGAAACGUAACAUCGCGAGGGAAGUUUUCGUCCGCGAUCCAUUCGCGCAUCGAUCGAUCUCUCUACUAGUCAAAUGCGAGUGUGCUGCGAGGUCGCCAUCUCUCCGGGAAGGGAAUUCUACAAAGCGCGGCCAGGUAUUGCAGGUCGAUCAAGAGCUUUGGAUUCCAGCUCUUGAGCUCUCAGAUUCCGGGGGCUAGAUCGGUGGAUCGAGCAUGGUAAACAACUAUGCGAGCUACACAGCGAUUGCGAUCCUGGGGAUUAUAGGGAUUGGAUACCUCAUCCUCAAUGGCAAUAUCCGGCUGCCCAUCAAGCUCCCGGAGAUGGGGUUUGUGCGAAGGGAUGGCACGCAGUUCUUUGUGGAUGGCCGGCCUUUCUACAUCAAUGGCUGGAAUUCCUACUGGAUGAUGAGCGAGGCGGUGGAGUGGCUCAGCCGGUCCAAUGUGAGAUCCAUCCUCGACGAUGGAGCCGGCAUGGGGCUCAACCUUGUGAGAACUUGGGCUUUCAACGAUGCUGGCUACCAUGCAUUGCAAAGAUCUCCUGGCCACUACGACGAGGACGUUUUCAAGGCUCUGGAUUAUGUAAUCGUUGAAGCCCGUCGUCGCAACAUCAGGUUGUUGCUAAGCCUGACAAAUAAUCUGGAAGCAUUCGGUGGCAAAGGACAGUACGUUUACUGGGCUCGUCAAGCCAGUGCCGACGUCGGCUAUAGCAACGACACUUUCUUCUCCGAUCCAACCAUCAAAGACUACUACAAAUCUCACGUCAAGAAAAUACUAACAAGAGUGAACAGCAUUACCGGGGUGGCCUACAAAGACGAGCCAGCCAUCUUCGCAUGGGAGCUCAUGAACGAACCACGCUGCAUCAUUGAUCCCUCGGGAAACACACUACAGACUUGGAUCGAAGAAAUGUCCGUGUACGUCAAGUCCCUGGACAGCAAGCACCUGCUAACUGUUGGACUGGAAGGAUUCUACAAUAGUUGGAGUCCCGACAGCUUAGUAGCCAAUCCAGGACACUGGGCGGAUUUCCUUGGCUCGGAUUUCAUACGCAACCACCUUCUCUCGACUAUAGAUUUCGCUUCGAUUCAUGCAUAUCCGGAUAUAUGGAUGCCCGAGGUGAGCUUCGAGGAACAGCUCAAAGGCUUCUCUAAAUGGGUUGAUACGCACGUCCAAGACGGUGCUUUGAGAUUGCAAAAGCCGGUGCUGGUCACAGAAUUUGGGCUCAAAACGAAAUCUAGCACGAGACACCGGCUUGAGCUCUUAAAGGCAAUGUAUGACGCGGCCUUCGACUCGGCACGAAACGGAGAAGCGUGUGCCGGGGCAAUGCUCUGGCAACUCCUGGAAGAGGGCCUUGACGAGUAUGGGGAUGACUACGCGAUUGUGCCGCGAGACGAGCCUCAAGUCACGGAACUCGUUGGAGCUCAUUCCUGCCGGCUUGAAAAGCUUUUUCACUCGAACUUCACAGCAGCAGUGACUCACAGGAAGAACAAACAGGUUUCUACGUGCAAGCCAUUACUGGUUUGAAGUUCGGGGAGGGCGUAGCUGUACAGAGAUUCGGUCUGCUUCAAGUUUUGUUGGUAUUGGCGACGGGUAUACAGUUUUUUGCUUAUUUGAUAUUGGCGAGAAGAUCAUUCUCAGCUGUGUUACUAAUAAUGUUUCAUGCACAGGCUUACGCAUGUGUCGAAACACAAGAAACUAUGAUUUACUUGUAGCGAAUGUUUAUCCUGUGAAUCGAAGAACACCACCGGGAGGUGGCCUUUGAGCUA